This is a messenger RNA of Necator americanus (New World hookworm), 414 nucleotides long. RefSeq lists its product as uncharacterized. Lineage: Eukaryota; Metazoa; Nematoda; Chromadorea; Rhabditida; Ancylostomatidae. The record is from RefSeq and is a predicted model, not a curated record. The transcript has a single exon. The coding region runs from base 1 to 414 and encodes 137 amino acids.
AUGGAGGAAGCAGUUGGAACCGAGGUGAGACCAUCGCAAACUGCAGCGAUAGGUUGUGCCAGCAAGGGUUCCAAUACGCUCCUAACUGCUACGCUCCACCGAAGCGCCUCGAGAGAAGCCGCGUACGCAAUUGCGUAUGUGCUUCAUGUCGUUUUGGCACUAGUUGGGUCAAAACGACAUGAAGCACGGACCGUUGCGCAAGCGGCCGUCCUCGCAAGCGGUGCGGUGGAGACAGCGGUUGGAAUCGAGGUAGGACCAUGGCGAACUGCAGAGGUGGUUGGCGGCAGCGAGGAUCCUUACACGAUCCCAAGCGCUGCGCUCCACCUCUCCGCCUCGAGCGCAGCCGCUUGCGCAAAUGUCCAUGCUUCAUGUCGCUUUGACCCGACUAUACUGUACGUAUACAAUUACGGCUGA